AUGAUGUGGAUUGGACAGUUCUGCUGCAGCAAAAAAAGUGAUAUUAACGUUGUGCUUGGUAAAUGGAUUGAAGGAUUGUGUGUGUUAGCUAAUAAUAAUACAGCAACAUCAAAUUCUGAAUUUAUUCAAAAGUUAGGGUUGGAUAAUAGUAUAUUCAAUAUGGUUGUAAAAAAGAAAUUUGCUACUGUUAUGGCGGUAUAA
Strongyloides ratti is the source of this 201-nucleotide messenger RNA. RefSeq lists its product as hypothetical. Lineage: Eukaryota; Metazoa; Nematoda; Chromadorea; Rhabditida; Strongyloididae. The record is from RefSeq and is a predicted model, not a curated record. The coding region runs from base 1 to 201 and encodes 66 amino acids. The transcript has 2 exons.